This is a messenger RNA of Bacillus rossius redtenbacheri, 4085 nucleotides long. Its product is annotated as facilitated trehalose transporter Tret1-like. The record is from RefSeq and is a predicted model, not a curated record. Gene Ontology annotation, cellular component: membrane. The transcript is spliced from 7 exons. Lineage: Eukaryota; Metazoa; Arthropoda; Insecta; Phasmatodea; Bacillidae. Gene Ontology annotation, biological process: carbohydrate transport; transmembrane transport. Gene Ontology annotation, molecular function: sugar transmembrane transporter activity. Bases 208 to 1674 code for a protein of 488 amino acids.
AGUUCCACGAGGGGUGUUGCCCGGUGGAGGGGGUAGCGGCAGGAGGGGAAGGGGAAAGAGGCGCUGCGACGAGGCAGUAGUAAGCCGAACGCCCGUCAGCGGGGCGAACAGUGGCAGCGGUCGGCGCGCGGAGAGAGACGCCGGCUAAAUCCUCUUCUCCUCCAGGUCUGCUCGGCUGCUCAGGGCGGCCGGACGACGCGCAGCAAGAUGGACGACCCCAAGAUUCUGACGAGCACCAACGUACUCGUGCCCAGCGAUGACAAGCCUGCCAGGAGACUCCGGCAGUAUAUUGCUGCACUGUCGGCGACGCUGGGCGCCUUCUCGCUGGGCACGGUGCUGGCGUGGACGUCGCCGACGAGCUCGCAGCUCGCGCAGUCCGACACCAACCACGACCCGCGGCUGAUGACCCAGGCGCAGUGGUCGUGGGUCAGCUCGCUGAUGAACGUCGGCGCGACCUUGUCCGUGGUGCUGGUGGGCGCCGCCAUCGACCGCAUCGGCCGCAAGUACACCAUGCUGGCGCUGGUGCUGCCCUUCGUGGCGGGCUGGUUCAUGAUCGCCUGGGCGGACCAGGACGUGCCGCUGUACUACGUGGGGAGGAUCGUGUGCGGCAUGAUGGGCGGCGCCUUCAGCCUGUCCGCGCCCGUCUACAUCAGCGAGAUCGCCCAGAAGGAGAUCAGGGGCAUGCUGGGCGUCUGCUACCAGCUCAUGCUCACCGUCGGCAUCCUGUUCGUCUACGUCGUCGGCGGCAUCGACGGUGUGAGUGUGUUCGCGCUGACUUUGACGUGCAGCUUCAUCCCACUCGUGUUCGGCGCCAUCUUCUUCUUCAUGCCGGAGACUCCGAGGCAGUACAUACAGAAAGGCCGCAUGGAAGAAGCGCGUCAGUCACUCACGUGGUUUCGAGGGGAGGAGUACAACAUCGAUGCAGAAAUCCAGGAGAUAGAGACGGCCGUGGAAACGACGAAGGCGCUGCAGCUGUCCUGGAGGGAGUCCUUCUCGACCCCCGCCGCCAAGAAGGCCCUGCUGGUGUCCCUGGGACUCAUGAUAUUCCAGCAGCUGAGCGGCGUCAACGCCGUCAUAUUCUACUCCUCCGACAUCUUCAAGGAUGCCGGCAGCACCCUGGCGCCGUCCAAGGCGUCCAUCGUGAUCGGCGUGAUCCAGGUGAUCGCGACGUUCAUCUCGACGCAGGUGGUGGACCGCGCCGGCCGCCGGCCGCUGCUCAUGGCCUCGCACGCCGUGAUGUCUGCGUGCGCCAUCACGCUCGGCGUGUACUUCCACGUGAAGGAGGACGUGGCGGGCAUCGGCUGGCUGCCGCUGGCCUCGCUGUGCGUCUACAUCGUGCUCUUCUCGUUCGGCGUGGGCCCCAUCCCCUGGCUGAUGGUGGGCGAGCUGUUCCCGGCCGGCAUCAAGGGCGCCGCCAGCUCCGUCGCCUGCCUCGUCAACUGGCUGCUGUCCUUCGUCGUCACCAAGUUCUUCGUGGACAUGGUGGCGUCCAUCGGGCCCGACUGGACCUUCUGGAUCUUCGGCGCCGUCCUGGCCGUCGGCACGGCCUUCGUGUACUUCGUGGUGCCCGAGACGAAGGGCAAGACCCUGGAGGAGAUUCAGGCGGACCUGGGGGGCGACAAGCGCAAGAGGGACCCUGAAGAACUCAAGAUGCCGCACCUCGACAGGUACUGAGCGUCUCUUCGCUUCGCCGCGUUGCCGUCGUGUUCAUAGACAUUUGACUGAACUGACUUCACACCAAGUCUUUCGACUCUGAAUUUAGUUGAAUACGUUUAACCCACAUGAAAACGCAACUUAAUAUUUUUUUUAAGUUAAAGUGUACUUAGCAUUCAACAACUGCUUAGCCAUCGUUAGUACAUUUAAGAAGUGGCAGUUCGAAGUGAUUUGUUAUUAGUACUUACGGGUAGUUUUGAGUAGUAGGUUAAAUGUCUAAGUGAUGUUUGAAUGUUGUUCUCUAAGUUAAUUAUUUGUAAUUUUUGUGUGAAUGUAUGUCGUUCUGUGAAUGUGAAAGGAAUUAAUUUUUUAUGAAGUUCUUUUUUCCAUUUUAUCGAAUUCAAGUCUCUACAUUUGAGUUUUCGUGUUAUUUGUAUAUUGCCAAAAUACUAUCUAUGUUUAUGCGUCUUGCGGAUAAGUUAACUGGGCAUUUCCAUCGCUGCCCAAAGUGCGAGUGAUCUGGCAGUACUGACCAGUGUUGUUCGUCAGCGACAAAAAAAAAGUUGUCUUUCCUUUGUGAAUGACAUGAAUUGAUAAUUGAUGUCACAACGCUUAAGUCAGUGAUUUGGAACUAGUUAGUAUUUAUCCCCGUACACGUGAUUCUGCAUAAAAAAACAAUCAAAACAAUAAAUUUAAGUACGUAGUAUAAAGUACUGUACAGUUAUUUGGUUUGUAGAUUUGAUUUUAUUGAAUAUUGUUAAUGUAAGCGGUCUUAAUAAUACUGCAUGUGUAGGAUCUUGUGUGCUGCCACUGCAAAAUAGUUUAUAUUGUUUGCAUUUAUGGUGUUCGUCAGCAAAACACCAUGUGAUAAACUUGUACCUGACAAGAAAGUAAAAUCAUGUAUUUAUGAUACUUCUAAAUUAUCAAUUACUUUGAAGCAAUUGUGAAGGAUGUAAUAGGCAUGACGUUUUUGAAAACAUUCAUACCUAUUUAAUAUUACAUAUGAUCCCAUUUAUACAUGCACUGUUAACUUUAUUCAAAUUGUUAUGAUCUAUGAAAAAAAAUAUUUUUUAACAAAAUUAAAUAAUUUAUUUUUAAAGGUUACAUGUAUGUACGGGUUCUAUCACAACACAGUGCCCGUUUUUGGGGAAACGGUGGUAGUGUACACAAGUUGCGCAGUUAUCGCUUAAAAUAAUAGGUUCAAACUGUAGUGACGAGUCGAAUCUCAAGUUUCUCAAAUCCGAAUCUCGAAUUUGAAUUACUAAAGUACCUCGAGUCUACAUACCCCUCAAAUAUGAAUCUAAGUCUGAAGACAAGAAAUAAAAGUAUUGAAUAUUGUGUUAGAAAUUUCAACCCUUUAAAUUUUCUUUCCAACAACUAUGUUUCCAGAAUCUAUAAACAUCGUAAAUUUACUAAAUGAUUUCAUAUUAAAGGUGUAAUAUAACGACCAAGCAGAAGUCAGAAUUGAAUUUUUCAAAUUCACUGGAUUUCCUCCAAUAUUUUUCUUUAAAACUUUUUCCUCGAAUUUAAUUUUCUUUUUGAAAUACGUGAGAUUCGAUAGAAUUCUAAGGUUCAAGGAUUCGAACAGUUCAACCCCGGAGUUCAAACAGGAGUUUAGCAACCUGUAUGAAACAAAAAAAAAACUUUAAAUGCAAGGAAAAAAAGCUCUUUUAUGAUAACUAAUCCUCUGACCAGCUCAACCAAACACAGUAUGCACUGUUUUACUUGGACAAAGAAAAUGCAUAUCUCCACGUGGUCCCAAAUUUGUUUUUACCAAAGCAGUACAUAAUAAUUUUAAUUAGUAUAUAUUUUAUGCCAUCCUACUCACGUGUCUUUCAAUGAAAAUAAAUCACAGCGUACCUAUAUGUGUAAAAAAUUGUAAAAAAAAAGUACAUUUAAUAUAGGAGAUUAAAAAAUAAUACUCAAUCAACAUAUUUUUUGCCCCCGUAAAUUUGGCAAUACUACGCAAAGUCACUGUUUCUCAUAUAGUAGCUAAAACUUUGAGAAACAGUCGAUUUACCUACAUAGUGACGACUAGAGUACAGUAGUUUAUAAUUAUAUAAAGUUUUUUUAAAGAAUAGAAAUGUCUGAUAUUUACAAAUACCUAGGCAACCUUCUUUGUUGUUUAAGUUAUAAAUCUUAAUAUUAAAUUUGUAUUUUUUAACGCAAGUGUGCGUUUUUCUGAAUACAAGCAGUCAUUACUAUCACUGUGACAUGUGGGGAGCAUUAUUUUAAUUGUGAAUAAUGCUUACUUUUACGGAAUAAUUUGUAGGCAGAAUGUUUAAAAUUUAACAUCGAUUUAUUUCAUUGUGGUUUCAAUUUGUUACUGCUUUUCAAAUAUUUUUCUCUGGUCAUGUUAAAUUAAAAACGUUGUAUUGCAUCACUAUGUAAUUCAUUUUUAAUUGAAUAAAUAAAAUUAUGUGAUUUUUAAA